AUGGAAAAUCUACCAUCACGUUUAGUUUGCUGCGGAAUCGUUCCAUCGGUGAGAAACGUUUUAAAUCUUUGAAUGUUUUUAUUAAGGAAAGUACGGAACAGAAACGGUAGCACACUCUAGCAUUCUAACUAAUUUGCAAGAGCGUCAAUAAUUACCGUACAGCUUUUACUAAAGUCGGAAAAGGAUACGAAUAACAAGAAUUUUUGGAAACUUCUGUAUGCUGAAGCUUUUCGUGCACUUCCUCCUCAUCUGACACUUGGAACAGGUCGGCUUCUCGUCACCGUCAAGCACCUCUUCUCGCGUGAAGUGUUCCAAACAUUGGCUCAACUUUACUGUACCACUUCUGGCCGGUAUUGGCAAGCUCAGAUCCCAGAAAGGGUCCAACGUGACCGACACGUGGUCGCAGGAGGUGCAAUGCAACGACGAACGGAUCUACGUUUCUACGGGGAACAGAGAAACUGUCAAAUAUUGCUGAUAUCGUUCUUUGUUCCAGGCACGACUACUCAUACUUCUUUAGUGGUGGCGGUGUCUAGCUUGCGGCACAAAGAGCAUAUAUGUGUCAGUUCGCCGUUACUCGGAUUAGUGGCUAGGUUAGUGAGCAAGUCGAGCUUAACACCGAUCAAACCAGCACCGCCACCGAGCAUAGGCGACAAGAGGUUACGCUUAGCUGUGUGAAAAAGCUCGGGAUCGGCAGCACGCUAACAGCGGAUUUACUUUCGAUAUUAAAUAACAUCAACGUGGAUGUAAAUGUAAUCAACUGCUUGCUCAAGGCCAUCCAUGUAAAGAAAAGCCUAAAGAACAGUCUAGAGGGACAAAGUAAUUGA
Heterotrigona itama is the source of this 824-nucleotide messenger RNA. The record is from the annotation of a GenBank genome assembly. NCBI's taxonomy places the organism in Eukaryota, Metazoa, Arthropoda, Insecta, Hymenoptera, Apidae.